CGGGAAACGCGUCAUCGUGUGUCGCACUUUCGCGCGUUUGGAGAGAGUUGGCGCGAGGAUACAGGAGACUGCUGUUGCAAGAGACGGUUGUUGUCUAUUAUCAUUAUAAGAUUUAGUCUUCGAUUCGCAGUAUUUUUGUUGAAAAUAUGACUGUUCGACUGUCAGAAGGGGCGAUUGAGUCCCUGACAAAAGGAAUUGAAGUCAGCAACCCUGUUUUGCAGUGUGUGAACAUUCGUAAGAUUGAUGGGGGAAAUGGCUUGUCCCGUUUCCGUCUCAUGAUGAGUGAUGGGCUACACACCAUGUCCUCAUUCAUGCUCUCCACACAGCUCAAUCCCAUGGCUGAGCAAAACCAGUUGGCCUCUAACUGUGUGUGUAUGCUGAAAAGAAACGUCACUAAUGUUCUCAAAGAUGGGCGACGUGUGGUAGUUAUAUUGGACAUGGACGUGAUCAAAUCUGCUGACCAGAUGGCAGGAAAAAUUGGAGACCCAACUCCUUAUGUGGAGGGCCAGUCAAAGCCACAACAGAAUGCAGCUCCGGCUCCAACUGCACGUCCACUACAGUCUCAGAAUGGAAGUGAUGGUUCAAUGAACAGACCUUCUGCUCAGAGCUUCGGGAAAAAGCCCAUGGCUGCCCCUAACACUCCUGGAGGCAGCUCUAAAGUCGUUCCCAUUGCCAGCCUCAAUCCAUACCAGUCAAAAUGGACUGUUAGAGCCAGAGUCACCAACAAGGGUGCCAUCCGCACAUGGAGUAACUCCAGAGGGGAUGGGAAGCUCUUCUCCAUGGAGCUUGUGGAUGAAAGCGGGGAGAUCAGAGCAACUGGAUUUAAUAAUGAGGUGGACAAAUUCUACUCCCUCAUCGAGCAGGGAAAGGUCUACUACAUCUCAAAAGGCACCCUGAAGAUUGCCAACAAACAAUUCUCUUCGCUUAAGAAUGACUAUGAGAUGACUUUAAACGGUGAGACAACCAUCAGCCCUUGCGAAGACAGCCAUGAUGUCCCCAUGGUGCAGUGCGACUUUGUUUCCAUUGCUGACCUGGAGUCCCGGGAGAAAGACACCAUCAUAGAUGUGAUUGGAGUGUGUAAAAACACAGAGGAUGUGACGCGCAUCAUGACCAAGAACAGUCGUGAGGUUUCAAAGAGGAACAUCCAACUGAUGGACAUGUCUGGCAGAAUCAUCCAGCUCACCAUGUGGGGUAAUGAUGCAGAGACGUUUGAUGGCAGUGGGCAGCCUAUCUUGGCCAUUAAGGGAGCAAGAUUGUCUGACUUUGGUGGGCGUUCUCUCUCCACUCUCUACAGCAGCACGGUCAUGAUCAACCCUGACAUUCCCGAGGCAUAUAAACUGCGGGGAUGGUAUGAUAAGGAAGGACAUGCUAUGGAUGGACAGUCGAUGACUGAGUUGAGAGGACCUGGUGGUGGUGGUGGAAACACAAACUGGAAGACCCUGGCGGAAGUCAAGAAUGAGCACUUAGGACAUGGAGACAAAGCUGAUUAUUUCUCUUGCAUCGCCACAAUAGUCUACAUCCGUAAAGAGAACUGCUUGUAUCAGGCUUGUCCCAGUAAAGACUGCAACAAGAAGGUGGUGGACCAGCAGAAUGGCAUGUACCGCUGUGAGAAAUGCGACAAAGAGUUCCCCGACUUCAAAUAUCGUCUCAUGCUCUCGGCCAACAUUGCUGAUUUUGGAGACAACCAAUGGGUGACUUGCUUUCAGGACAGUGCUGAGACCCUCCUGGGCCAAAACUCAGGUUAUCUCGGCCAACUCAAGGACUCGAACGAAUCUGCAUUUGAUGAGGUCUUUCAGCAUGCAAACUUCAAUACUUUUGUCUUCCGGAACAGAGUGAAGCUGGAGACCUACAAUGACGAAUCGCGCAUUAAAGUGACAGUGGUGGACGCGAAGCCAGUUGACCACAGAGAAUACAGCAAACGGCUGAUCAUCAACAUAAGGAAGUUGGCGGCACAGUAGAAGAACUGACAGUGUUACAAAGAACAAAACCCAACAAAGCCAUUGUGUGGAACUUUUGAGUUACUUAUAGUAUCGUGCAUACUAAUUGUAUAGCAUCUCUGAAGUCUCUUUUUUUUAUGCUUUUCUUUAGUUUCUUUUUUCCUCCAUUUUGUAUUUCAGUCAGUAAUUUCACAAUAGCUUUUUCAAAAACGCCAAGAUCAGAUUAGCUUGUGCUGUUGUCCCAGGGUUGACUGAUUGGAAAGGGCCUGAAGUUCUUUAGAAAUUGCUGACGUAUUUUGUGAAGUGAAGAUUGUAGAAGAGACAAAUUGAGAAAGAAAUGGACUUGGAGUUUGGAGAAUUAUAAAUCAGUGCACAUUCAGGGGUCUGCUGCCGUGAUUUAGGUCGGCUAGAGAAAAGUACAACCCCUGUCUCUGUAAGAAUGCCUGGACCAAACCUGCAGAACAUUGAUAAACCUAUUCACACUCAUGCUUACCAGGCACACACUGUAUUUAUAUAGAUAUAACUGUAUGUCUCUUAUACAAAUAAUAAAGCUGUUUGUGUUCUCAAGUC
Molecule: messenger RNA, 2507 nt
Organism: Onychostoma macrolepis
Lineage: Eukaryota; Metazoa; Chordata; Actinopteri; Cypriniformes; Cyprinidae
Gene: rpa1
Product: replication protein A1
Exons: 17
Coding region: 147-1958 (603 amino acids)
Biological process (GO): telomere maintenance via telomerase; double-strand break repair via homologous recombination; nucleotide-excision repair
Cellular component (GO): nucleus; DNA replication factor A complex
Molecular function (GO): single-stranded telomeric DNA binding; damaged DNA binding
Source: RefSeq, a predicted model, not a curated record